AUGCUUUGGGUCACUCAACCUCGCCAGUGCUCCACCAUGCCUGCCACCACCUCGGUCGAUUUGGUUCCCAGUUCGCCGGUCUCGGACAUUGACUCUCUCGUCUUUGAUUCGAGUUCGGAAGGUGUUCAUACCCCCUACGAACAGCGUUCUCCGGCGGGUCCCACAUUUGACGGAGUCAAAAGCAUAGCAUCUGUUGGAGUUGCUGUUCAUUCGCCUCCAGCGCGCUUUGUUGGUACGCCAUUUGCCACAGGAACUGGCCCAGGCUCUCCAUUUGAAUAUCCGUUCCCAGCCACUCGCCCAACCCUCUCGAAUCUGUCAUCAAUCUCGUCGAUUUCAUCAUCUCUACUUGGUCCACCCUCCCCUACCACUCGUGCUCGCUUUAUACCUCGUAUUUUGCCACAGCAAGCCUCCAAGCGACGAGGAUCGGGAGGCGCCCCUCAAGUACGAAUACCUCCACGGCUGCGGACAGAUAGCGGGGGGAGCGUGUGUUCAAAUGCAAGUCAGGCUGUAGAUACAUCGGACUCCACCAGCAAGUUCACCUCCUCAAGAGUUCUCUCCUUAUCUCGGCCAAUACUUACCCAUUCCCGACUUCGUGACCGGUCCGGCAGUCUUGGCGUAUUACCCAUUAUAUUACCUCCCCCUGCCAUUACAGCCGUUGGAGUAGUUGGACCAGCCCGCUCGACUUCACCUAUUGCCAUAUCCGAGGCUAUAGAUUAUACCAGACCUGUCACCAGCUUAACACCUGAAUCGGAAGGGGAGGAAAACGAGAGCGAGGAGGAGAUGAAUGCCGCGCCCACUGGGCAUCGACGGGCGAGUUUACCUGCCGCAUUUGCGCCUCGACCGAGCGCCGAACCAGGUUGUGAUUCCGACAUGGAAGAUUCGGAUGACCGACCGGGUUCUUCUACUCCUCAGGGUGUCCUUACCCAAUAG
Messenger RNA from Rhizoctonia solani, 930 nucleotides. RefSeq lists its product as uncharacterized. The record is from RefSeq and is a predicted model, not a curated record. Lineage: Eukaryota; Fungi; Basidiomycota; Agaricomycetes; Cantharellales; Ceratobasidiaceae. The coding region runs from base 1 to 930 and encodes 309 amino acids. The transcript has 2 exons.